AAUAAACAAAAUGACCAACAGCAAUAGCAUAUAUUGCUUUGGAACAAUCCAUUAACUUGCUUCAUGAACAGUAAAAUAAAAAAUCUAGAUCCUAACUAAAUGACAUGUCUUACCAUACCUUAUUCAAUAAAACUUAAAAAUAUAUAAAUUAAUUUAGAAAGAAAAGAUGCAAUAUUGUGUCAGACUGGCUGUUUGAACGUUUCUUUGCUUCCACAGGUGGAUGUUCAGAAUCCAUCGGUGGGUUAGUCUCGGGGGCAGCACAUACUACCCUCUGCCCCUUCAACAUCCAAAAGACACCAUCUGACUAUGACUUUCUACUUCCCCAACCAGUAUUUGAAGACACCUUAAACAGCUGCCCUCCAUCCCAGCCUCCUCCUCCUCCUCCACCUGUGAGACACAGCUUUACUGAGCCGCCCUCAUCACCCUCAUCCUGUAACUCUUCCAUGUCAUCCAACUCUGUUAUCACUCAACUACACAUGCCCCCCUCUGGACACGAGCAUGUCCUGUUAACUCCAGACUCAGUUUUUGGAAUGGUGAACAGUGCUGCUCCCUCGCAUCCAGCCAAAAGGCAAAAGGACAAUGUGAAAAGCUCCAGAGGCAUCCUGGAGUACAACCAUCCAGUAUCACUGGACUGUUUGCAGGCACCAGCGAGGCCACCCAAGCCAUAUCCGAGGAAGAUUCCUCCAGAAAUACAACCAGAAAAACCACACAGCCUGGAGCUGGAGAGUGAAGAUGCAAAGAUAGCCAAACUGAUGGGCGAGGGUUUCGCUUUUGACGAUGUGAAGCGAGCACUGAUGAUUGCUCAGUACAAAGUGGAUGUGGCCCGAAACAUCCUGCGAGAAUUUGCCUUAGUGGCCCCCAGACUCAACCUCUAGUCCUAACAGAGUGUGAAAGUGGAGCACAGCGAUGAAGCCGUGCCUCUAAAAAGGGCUUCUUUAUUCUCUUUGUUCUCAGAAUUUUAGGGGAAAAUAGUGAGGGAAAGAAACAGAAAUAUUUCAAGGGAGACUUAGUUUUUUGUUGCCAAACAGAGAUGACACGCACAACAAAGUGGCUAAAACCAAAUCACUGCAGAGCACAGAGAAUCAAAAAAGGGAAAGAUAUGGAUGUGAAUGAUUAAAUCUGUGAAAAAAGAAGAGGCUUGUUAUGUUUACAGUGAACUUUGCCAGUGCUGGCCUCUGGAUUUAAUUCUUCUGUGGGUCUGGGUGCAUAGACCAGAUCAUGCUACUGCUGCUACUGUCGUAUCACAUUACUCAGAUCUGAAAGAUUCUUAUAAUAGCAAAACAGUUUCAGCUGCACGUUGUCAGAGGGUCAGUUUUCAUAACCAGUGGGGUGAGCCUUUCUCCAAGAUGUUUCUUCUCUAGCUGCUUUCCACCCUCUCCUCCAUUUAGUGCCUUCUGUUUUACUUCCUCCUCCUCUUCCCGUAUGUAUUUUUCAGAAUACUCCAUUUUUUGCCCAGAUUUUGACAUAGUAAUUGUACUACAUGUAGAGGAAUAAAUACUUCAUUUGGACAAGAAAAGCAGAGAAGCAUGGGAGGGCUAAUUAUGCUCCUCGCUUCUGUUCCUACACCGGGGGAUGUUUAUUAUUAUGUUUUUCAUUUUUGGGCAGCAAGCCUAGGAAUGUAUUUGUUCUCCAUAAGUGACCUUUACCUUUUUUCAUUCCCUCAGGCCUAGUUUUUUUCUUUAAGUGAUGCUGUGUUUAAUGUUUGUGGAUGUUUGAUUUGUCUGUGUCUAAAGCCAAGUUUAAAGAAAUGACAGGAACGGGUGCAGUUCCAUAAAACAUACAUAUCUGUUAGAUCUUAAGAGAUGAGACAAUCCACAGCCACCUGUCUCCCACUGUCUCACACUGAAAAUGUUCACAUCCACACAUGAUGGAGGAAGCACUCUCAGCCUGAUUUUGAGAGAGUGUGACUUGAUAGCUUGCACGUGAACACAAUGGAGAAGAACAAAAUACUGCACAGGUUUCAAAACGCAAGACCAAUUAUAUGCACAGUCAUUGUAAUGUUAAAAACCUUUACCUCACAAUAUGGCAUCUGCUACAGGAAAAAAAGCAUAAAAACUUGUAGCAGUUUGUGAAGCACAUGGUGCUUCACAAACUGCUACAACAACUUCAGUGUUAAUCAACCAAAACAACCACAGGUUAAAGCCUAAACCAAGAAAAGACACAAUAGUGUCAUAAUAAAGAAACUUAUCACCCUCGGCACCCUGAGGCUAACUAAGCAGUGUUUCAGGGUUUCUUUAUCACAAAGAAAAGUUUAAAGCCUAAUCUUGAAAGUGCAGUGCCUGUCUCCUAAAUCCAAACUGGAUGAUCUGCUGCCCAUUCUGUUUUUCAAAAGUUACAAUUUUAGCCAAACACAUGGGGUUGCAUAUUAAAAGAUAUCUGGUGUAAAACUCAAAUCAAACAUCUUGUGCUUCCUAACGUGGUGAUCCCUUUGUAAUAAGGGAGCAGCUGAAGACAGCUUUUAUACAGAGUAUGCAGACCAUAAAAUCGAAAUUGUAUGGACUGCAGUGACCUUUCCCUUCAGGGGGACUAGUUGAACCUAACAAUUCCACAUAUUCACAGAAUCCACUGUAGGAGUUGGGUAUUUGUGUCUUUAAUAUGUCAAAUAUCUGAAAUUCGAUGAUAAUUUCACCUCAUAAUUUGAGACUGUGAUAAAAUUUUACUUUCCAAAGUAAUUUUUGAGAUUUCCUGAAAAAUUUCUUUGAAGAAAACAAGCUCUCAGGUGAUGUGACACGUUGUAAAUCGUUUAUCUAGGUGAUUUCUGUUCUUUAAGACCUAUUUUGAUAUUUUUCUGUAAUUGCUUUCAUGCAUUUGUCAAACCUGCGGAUUUGUUGACAUCGUGUCUUAUCAUAUGAACAAUUUAUCCUUUGUUCUGAGUUUUUAAGUCAGUAAAUCAAGACUCCUUAGUACAAAAACAAACAACCGAGGGCAAAAAGUUGAACUGUCCUUAGAUUAAAUACUGUCGUAUUUAUACGUUUAAUCUUUGCUUGCAUAGCAUUCGCAGACAGCAUGCUGCCUAGAUUAAACUAGGUCCUAUUUUCCUGUUUUCACGUCCACAUUCCAAUUUUAUGGUCAUUCACUGUUAGACUAUCAAAAUAAUCAGAGUUGAUAAGUGAUAGUGUUUCAUUGUUUGUUUAUUUUUCACAGAGCCCACUCUGAUUGAGGCUCCUCCCUUUUCAAAUGGAAAUAAAAUGGUUCAGUCAAAACUUUGUUAUACCGUAAAUACAAGAAAAUGAUAUUCACAAAUCUACUAACACAGCUCACUGGCUUUGUGUGUUAGUCUUUAAAUGGUCCAGUUGUAUUUAUAGUGUGAGUGUGAUCCCCAGCAUGAAGGCCUUUUUUUACUUGAGUAUUUAGUUCAUAUUUUGGAACAAGCCAAGGUUUUUAACAGGCUUCUCCAUGAUAAAGUUCAAGAGACUCACAUAGCUACCAGAUUAACAUGCAAAAAUGUGAAUGUGGCUCUACCCCAGCCUAGUUCAUGUAUUAAUGGAGACAGGGAGUUUACACAUAUCUGGAACCACAACACUGAUAUUCCACAUUCUGAUAUGCCAUUUAGUGGCAUUCCCCCUUAACUCGAUGGUUUGCUUUUGCAGUGGUUCUUUUGUAUAGCAACCAUCUUUCCUAAGCUCAGUAUUAUCCAUUCUGUUGGACACCCUUGUGAUGGGCUUAAAUAACCUUUGGUUGCAAAGGGCAAUUUUAAUGUUCUGAAUUCAUUGACAUAUCAUUAAUAUGUCAAUGAAUUCAGUGAAAGUGCUCUAGUGAAAGAAAUGUAUUGAUAAUAUGUCAUGCAUAAUGUGCAGUGUAUGUUUAUAUUUAUGUUAUUCAUGCUUGAUUGGUUGAUUUUUUUUUAAAUCAAUAAUAAACAGUCACAGUUA
Messenger RNA from Haplochromis burtoni (Burton's mouthbrooder), 3872 nucleotides. RefSeq names its product E3 ubiquitin-protein ligase CBL-B. Gene Ontology annotation, molecular function: receptor tyrosine kinase binding; ubiquitin protein ligase activity; SH3 domain binding. NCBI's taxonomy places the organism in Eukaryota, Metazoa, Chordata, Actinopteri, Cichliformes, Cichlidae. Gene Ontology annotation, biological process: negative regulation of epidermal growth factor-activated receptor activity; signal transduction. The record is from RefSeq and is a predicted model, not a curated record. The transcript has 4 exons. Bases 444 to 875 code for a protein of 143 amino acids. Gene Ontology annotation, cellular component: plasma membrane; membrane raft.